AUGAAGUUCAGACCAAGCCAGCCAUGGUUUGGGUUAAGGGGAGGAUGGUUGACCUUUUGGGUUACCGUUGCGUGUGCUACGGAUAUGACUCUGUUUGGUUAUGACCAGGGUGUCUUUGGCGGUGUUAUUGUCACAAAUGACUUCCUCGACACGUUACAACUACGCGAUGAUCCUACUCUCUUGGGAACAGUGACUGCCAUCUACGACGUUGGCUGUUUAUUUGGCGCAAUUUUCUCCAUGUAUUUUGGAGAAGUAUGGGGUCGAAAAAAGUCCAUCAUGGUGGGAACCACCGUCAUGGCCAUCGGAGCUCUGCUGCAAAUCACAGCCUACGGAGUACCCCAGAUGAUCGUAGGCCGGAUCGUCGCCGGUCUAGGAAACGGUAUGAACACGGCCACGGCACCAGUCUGGCAGGGUGAAACCUCGCAGAUUAAAUGGCGUGGCAAACUGGUCAUUAUUGAGAUGAUUCUUAAUAUUGCUGGCUAUUCGCUUUCGAAUUGGGUGACUUAUGCUCUCUCAUAUGUCCCUGGUCCGGCGUCGUGGAGGUUCCCGUUGGCUUUCCAGUUUGUGUUUAUUAUUAUUCUCUGGGUUACUGUGCCUUGGUUGCCUGAGUCUCCUCGUUGGCUUAUUGCUCAUGGUCGUCCUGAUGAGGCGCGUGAGAUUAUUGCCAACCUGGAGGACAUGGAUGCAAAUGAUUCCUACGUUAUCACUGCUCAUACGGAGAUCGUCGAUGCCGUCGAGUACGAACGCGAGCACAGCGUGUCCUGGCUCAACUUACUGCGCGGCAAAACAGGCGACCAAGGAGGUACCUGCGCCAUCCGCCGGUUACUCCUCGGUGCCGGAGCCCAGGCAAUGCAGCAACUAUCCGGAAUCAACGUCACAUCCUAUUAUCUCCCAACAGUAUUGAUGGAAUCAGUCGGCAUGUCAGAAAAGAUGUCCCGACUCCUCGCGGCCUGCAACUCGGUCUCAUACCUCCUCGCCGGUCUCGUUGCAAUUCCGCACAUCGAACGCUGGGGUCGUCGCCGUCUCUUCAUGAUCUGUGCCCUGGGACAGGGUCUCUGCUACCUACUGAUCACCGUUUUGAUCCGCUUCAAUGAGAAACAGGGCUACGCGUACCAGGAACAAGUUGCUUCUGCCUCGGUUGCAUUCUUCUUCCUGUACUACGUCUUCUUCGGUAUGGGUUUCCAGGGUAUCCCCUGGCUUCUCCCGGUUGAAAUCAACUCCCUCUCCAUGCGAACAAAGGGUGCAGCGCUAGCAACAGCAACAAACUGGGCUAUGAAUUUCAUGGUCGUCGAGAUUACCCCUGUCGGUAUCCAGAACCUUGGAUACCGGUUCUACAUUAUCUGGACGGUUCUCAAUCUGUCCUUCGUGCCGAUUAUCUACUUCUUCUACCCGGAGACGGCGAAUCGGGCUCUGGAGGAUAUUGAUAUGUUCUUCCGGGAGAACCAUUUUAUCUUUGUGCAUAACAAUAAGGAGGCGAUCUCGGCGAAGCGGCCCGCAAGAUACGUGGAGAUGGAGCAUGAUUUGGUGCAGAGGACUGCGGAACAGACUGAGGAGAAGAUGGAGGCAGAGGAGGCUAAGGGGUCGAUGGAGCAGAUGGAGGGGGUAUAA
Aspergillus chevalieri is the source of this 1608-nucleotide messenger RNA. RefSeq names its product sugar porter family MFS transporter. Gene Ontology annotation, molecular function: carbohydrate:proton symporter activity. The transcript is spliced from 2 exons. Gene Ontology annotation, biological process: carbohydrate transport; transmembrane transport. Gene Ontology annotation, cellular component: membrane. NCBI's taxonomy places the organism in Eukaryota, Fungi, Ascomycota, Eurotiomycetes, Eurotiales, Aspergillaceae. The record is from RefSeq and is a predicted model, not a curated record. Bases 1 to 1608 code for a protein of 535 amino acids.